This is a messenger RNA of Amoebophrya sp. A120, 4913 nucleotides long. NCBI's taxonomy places the organism in Eukaryota, Dinophyceae, Syndiniales, Amoebophryaceae. The record is from the annotation of a GenBank genome assembly.
UACCUACGGCGCCAGGCGUAGAACAGCAAUCGGCUGCCGCGGUCGCGCCCUUGGUGCGGCGCCAGGGCUAAGGGGGGCACGAGGUGCAGCGCUAUGCGCAACUAGGGCAGGCGGCUCGGGCGUCAAAAAGCGCGACGGCCGUGUCGCGUGUCGUAUUUCUCUCGGGCGCCACCAGUCCGGCUGCCGGUGCGGCCAUGGUGCCACACAUUCAGGCUGUGGGUUUGGUGGCGGGAUUGAGGGCGGUUUAGGAGGGGAGGUGGCGCGCGCGCGAUGGUGAUGCGUGGCCGUGUUGCCGGGGGCAAAGCGAAAAAAUUACAUGCAAAACGCGCUUGGUAUCUGUUGACUUUGUUCUUGUAUUCCUUUGCGCUAUUUCCGGAAAAACAACACCUACAUACCACUUCGGCGAACGAUUGCCCAUCAUGGCCAGUACAAUUACGCAGAAACAAGGCGGAAAAAUUCUUGCCGCUCCACCUGCCAUGUCCAACCCUUUUCUGCCUGCGACAAGGACAACCACGACCGGCAAGAGCGUCACUAAAACGGCGGGUAGUUCCACCACCAACACCAUCUCCGGUGACAUGGCCAGUCUGUUUCGGAAAAACCACGAGAAGAACAAGAAAAAGUUAGUUGUGUUGCCCGGAAGACAGGCCUUGCCGAAUUACGCGGAAAAGCAAAAGAAACUGUUCGGCGGAGGUAGUGGAACUACUGGUACUGCGGGGGUCGUGUCCUCGGCGAUGAAUCUCAAAAACACGACCGCGCCUUCUGGCAAGGACAAUUUGCACAGCAAGUUGAGCGACAAUCCGUUUCACCAGCGGCUGCUGGCCCAGCAGGCGCAGCAGGCACAGCAGGCACAGCAGGCACAGCGACAGCAAAGCGGAACAAGCGGAGCAAUGAACAGUAAGACCCAGCAAAAGCAGCUCUUCUCGGGCGGGCAAACUGCUGUUGGCGGAGGUGCACAAGGUGGUUUGUUGCAAAAAAUCACAUCGACUUUGCAGAAGAGCAAGGAAAUGAAGCAAGUAAACCCCGCGAUGAAAAUCAUGCCAACGCAAAGGACGGCGAAGGAGCAGAAGAUGGGCUGGGGCAACAUGAAGUUCGGCGACAAAAUCGGCGCUCCCCCGGGGAAGAAGGAUAUUAAGAGUGGUGGGGAUCAUGGAGGUUCUCCAAGGCAGCAGGAAGGGAACGCCGGGACUAAAAAUGGCGUGAAUAAUAAAGCGCAGAACAACAAACGUGGCGCUGCGACGGGCGGGACUGGCGAUCAUGCAGGAGAUAAUGGGCAGAGUGGUAGUAAAAAGCAGAAGAAAAUUUACGGUACGCAGAGAAUUCCUGGUCUGGAGCCCCAAGAUGGGACGAGCAAUAAUGUUAAGCGUACUAUGCCGCCCCCGCCCCCGCCAAUGAAGUCUAUGCCCCCGCCCAUGAAGUCAAUGAUUAAUGCGCCUUUGUUGAAAAAACUCCCCGAACAAGCCAUGAAACAAAAAGGAGCAGCUUCUUUGUUCACCGCAGCUCCUACUUCGAACAAGAAUUCAUCUCCGACGUCCAAAAACCUCCCCGCAUCAACUGCGCCGCCGCCCUUGGUUCCGCUGCCGAAGGGGGUGAAGUUGGGCUCUGCUCUUUCUUCGCCGAUCCGGGCGCCGAAACACGAAGAUGGCGCGACUGAAGAGAUGAUUGUGGACGUCGGUGAUGAUGUUGGUACUGCAACUACUCCCGAUGGUAGUACAACCGUUCCGACCAACAACCCAUUUCUCCAACCAGAUCCGCUCAUGGCCCUACUGGGGUUUGAAGAUCAUGCGGUGAAUGAUAAUAAACCCACAACAAGCGCCGGCGGAGGUGCACCGGCGGCGACCAGCACGACUGGUCCAUCGAAGAUGAAUAUCAAGAGUAACAACACCGUUGGCAACAGCACAACUAAAGCCACUGAUAAUUCUACUGCUAGUACAACACAGACGACCGGGACGACCCACAAGCUCCGGCCCCUGCCCCAGUCUGUGCAAGCCGGGGCUCUGAUUGAAACGCCGAAAGCGAAGCCGGCCGUGCUGGCGUCUACUGUGGCGUUAAACAAUCCGUUUGCGACUAGUCUGGACGUCGGGAGUUUAUUUUCGGGUGUGACGAAGGCGAGUACGAGCGGCGCCGGAACUUCUACCACCGGUGGAAACAACAUUGCCGCGAAUAAAAAAGUGAUGAAGUCGAAUAAUAAGAACAAGAAUGGUGCGAUGAUCUCCCAAGGACAUAACGGAGCUUUACCUGCUGGGAAUUAUGGGAGUAGAAUAUGCUCCGCGUAGCCGAUUCUUGCUCUUCAAUCUCAACACGUUUUUAAUAUUUUUCAGCCUGCUUGUGUGGACGAAGUAGAAGUACAUCAUUAUGUCAAAGUGCAAGACCUGCUACAUUUUUUUUUGGCCUUGUGUCGAUCCUGCAGAUGCAUGAAGAACACGGCGCUGCCGUUACCAGCUGUAAGAAAGAUUGUCAGCAGUUGCAUCUUGCAAAACGAUCAAUCUGGUGGCCUAGUACCAGCAGUUGUGCUCCUAGAAUAAGAACGGCAUCACUACAGGCAGAAAAAAUAUCGUAAAACAAAAGUUGCGACGAUCGAAGUUGUUUUUCCUCUCCACACCCCCCUCCAACCACUUCCCUCUUCCCGUCGCGAGGAUCUUAACUUGCUGCCUGCUUGGCAUAUGCAUUGCAAAUAUGUCUGGGUCUGGGAGGAUCCAAACUUGUCAUGCUAUUUUUGGACUCUAAAAAAAUCUGUGUUGCAUGGCCAGCAAUUGGACUCCAGUUUUUGCCACUCGGACAGGGCAUUUAUCAUGCAGGAUAGGCAUCAAGAAGCACUCAGAAAAUCUGUGAUGCUAACAUACAUCACAGACGUCAUGGGACAUGUAAGGCGUGCAUGACAAAUCGCACAUUCUUCCAGACCCAGACACUUUUGCAGUUCAUAUGGCAGAAAACGAAACUAUCGAAAGCGUUAGCAUAUCUGCUCCGGCACGGGAAGGACAGCGAUAUUGUGCUCGACAGCGACGUAUGAACUGCAAAUGUGUCUGGGUCUGGAAGCCUGUAAACUUGUCAUGCACGUUUUCCAUGACUCCUGAGGUCUGGAAUGCGGAUCCUAGCAUGACAGAGUCUGCGAGGUCUCUGUCAUGCCCAUCCUGCAUGAGCAACUCCCCCCCAACUUGGUCGAAAGUGGACAGCUUUUGGUACUCAUGCAAGACAGAUAUUUGCAUGCUUCGGAUUUAGCAUGACAAGUUGCAAUCUUGCAGACCCAGACAUAUUUGCAAUCCAUACGACGGUUUUGCGGAAGCGACAGACGUAUUAGAAACGAAAGAGUUUAAGAAGACAUUGGGUUUGAAUAACGACGACGAGAAAAAUAAUAUGGCGAAACAAGGAAAAAAGACGAAGGCAAACAAAGGUAGUUGUACCAGUAAGAUGAAUUCUCACCAGGCUAGGGGUAGUGCGGGCAGUGACUUCGGCCUUCGGGUGUUGCGGCACUUGGUAGAAGCAGACAACAAGGGCAGGUUUUUGAUCAAGGAACUACAUGAGACUGAUUUUAGCACCUCCGGCGACAGCACUCCUUCCUUCAAAAUCCGCGCCAACCAGGGCCACAGCGAACAGUAUCAAAUGUAAAAAUGUCUGGGUCUGGAAAUUUGUGAUGCUGUGUGGCAUAUCAUGAGGAGGCCACAAUUACUGGCUCAGCAUGACAAGUUUCUGAGCUUCUAGGUGUUGCCUAUUCUGCAUGACAAACUACGUUUCUGCAUGACAGAAAAGUGGGGCUCUUUCGUAAUGUGCGUGACAGAUUUAAGAGUCAUGCCAGACAAGCAUGACAAACUUGCAUUUUUCAAGACCCAGACAUUUUUGCAAUUGAUAAGCAGCGACAGGUGACGAUUACGGAUAACCGGCAAAUUUUGCCCGAUCAAGAUGAAUUCUCCGGCGAAUUUGACACUGUGAUCCACGUAUGCAAUGCAAAAGCAUCGCACCAGUAUAAAUUGCAUCACAAAUUAGCCCCGCAUUGCAAGUUGAAUUUGUAAUGCUGAGUCACCUUCAGAAAAAGAUUUGUAAUGCAUAAACGCAAUCACUACGAAUACGAUACUUUUGCACAGGAUACCACGGCACGACGUUUGCGAAUUGGGAGAAAAUCAAAGACUCUGGGGAAUUGAGAAAAAUGAACAGAACGCACAUCCACUUUGCGAAAGGGGAACAAGCUUCAUCAUCUGGCGACGUUGCAAGUAAACAAGCUGUAUCGGGAAUUCGGAGUAACGCGGAAGUUUUGCUCUACGUCGACAUAUUCGCCGCGAUGCGCGAGACGGAACUGCGAGAGUUAGCGGGAAUGAGCACGAGUGGUUCACCUGGAGGUGCGUACUGUGGUCUGAAAUUUGAGGAAAGCGCGAACUCUGUAGUUUUGUGUAGCGGUCCGGUGCCCUUGGAGUUUGUGACGAGAGUGGUCGACGCGAAGACUGGGGUGGAGCUGGAGAAGAACGAUGUUGUCUCUUCUGCAGGACCACGGGGCGCUGCUAAUGAACAAGAGAAUCAUUAUCAUAGUAGUAUUGCCGCUUCUGCGCAAGAGAAGAUGAACAUUAAGACCAGCAACAAGCGCGUGGCUCCUUCUCCUGGCGGCACGGAUGAUGAUGAAGGCGAUGAUGAAACAGGAGCGACCUCCUGCAUUGGUCUUGGUGGCAGCAAAAGUCCGGAACUCAAGAAACCAAAAUCAGGACAGAAUUAAAGAUUUUUGCUGUGUGGUGCUCCUGGUGAAAAAUAGAAAUCUUUGUGAGCUACAUCAAACUGAUUGCUUCUACUACUAGUAGAAGUGUACCUCUUCAUCUAGAACUUCACUUCUACGACAGAUUACCUUUACCUAUCUGUCUCGCCGUAAAAAACUGAAUGUCUCGUCGUCCACCAAUUACCAAAUCAUCGAUGACGAGAACAAACCUACUCCGACC